Messenger RNA from Aethina tumida (small hive beetle), 5133 nucleotides. Its product is annotated as protein grainyhead. The coding region runs from base 435 to 3848 and encodes 1137 amino acids. Gene Ontology annotation, biological process: regulation of transcription by RNA polymerase II. The transcript has 14 exons. Gene Ontology annotation, cellular component: nucleus. Gene Ontology annotation, molecular function: RNA polymerase II cis-regulatory region sequence-specific DNA binding; DNA-binding transcription activator activity, RNA polymerase II-specific. Lineage: Eukaryota; Metazoa; Arthropoda; Insecta; Coleoptera; Nitidulidae. The record is from RefSeq and is a predicted model, not a curated record.
GCAUGCUGUUUCGUACCUGCGAUCAGCUUUGAGCUGCCGCAAACUAACAGUCAGUAGAGUAUUAGUUCGAAACACCUGUAGACGCUGGUAUGUGAUUGAAUGUAGUAAAGUCCAAUAUUGGAGGAUGCAUGUUAAGCAUGGAGGCUCGAGGAACUGAGGAACUGUGUCGUGUAGUGCGGCUGACAUGCCAAUGCCAUCCUUGCUAAUGUGACUGAACCAGAACAAAGGGAUUGCCCGCAAUUUUCGGUACCACAGACACACUGAAUAGCCGACCAACAUGGAGUUUUGAGGUCGAAAUCUGAUAAGUUGCAAGCCAUACAAGUGCCAUAAAUUGAACAUUUAUCCAUAAUCGAUAGUGCAAUAAAUAAAUCGCGUACGUGUGACUAAAAGAAGAAACCUCUGUGAUAUAGACUGAACAAAUAUUAGAUGCCAUAAUGACCCGUCGCAACAUAGAUGAUCUGCCGUCGAAAUCGUCCCCUUGCAGUGGCAUGAUGUCGCCGCCGCCGCCGCAGGCCUCGCCGGCCGAACGAUCGCCGCUGAGGGAGAGGGACGCGCCGGAGUCGCCCGCAAUGUUGGCGACCAUGACGCCGGUGAACGUGAUGGAACUGAAGAAGGAAAUGGAAGAAGAAAGUGCCAUGGGUAGGCCGCCCCUAUAUACUCAGGUUAAAACGGAAGUCAUGUACGAAAAUGACGACGACAUAUAUGCUCAAGGGAUAUCAGACAAGCACGAUACCCCCAUAGAUCUAAUAUACGAUGACGGUAACAAAACGGUGAUAUACACAACGGCGCCAGACCAAAAGAGUCUGGAGAUUUACUCAGCAGACAACACGGGUGAAAUAACGAUCAACAACUAUACUGGUCAGCAGCAAAUCGCUGACGUGCUGAUCGAUGGUAACGCGGCUACGAUGGUUAACGCUAGCGGGGAGUCGGUCGGUAGUCCUCCGGGUACAGUGUCAGUGGUGCUGCAGGGAAACGGCCAGGGGCUGCUCCAAUAUCCCCAGGCCCAAGUACCGGGCACCACCGUUCUCGUCCUCUCCGAGUUGGUCGACGAAGUCGGUGUUCCAGUCGUCGGUUUAAGGAAACGCAAGGAUAACUUGGAACAAGGAAGUGGCAGUUCCUCGUCGGCGGGGAACGAAGUACCGGUGGUGGGUCCACGUGGUAUGGCCGAUUUGUCCGAGGGGCAGGCCCCUCCCGAAGACCAACAGACUUGGAGAGCUUACUACGAACAUCCGUUGACCGCGGCGACGACAGCCAUGCUCAACAUAGGCGGCGGUGCCGAGGACCAAACGGCCACCAUGGGUCUCAUCUACGAAUACUACAAAUUGCCGCCCCUGCCCGCCGAUUCCAAGGACAAAUUGGCUGACAUAUGGCCGGCGAGUUCUCAGGCCGGAGGUAUCCUCACGUCCCAGCUGAAGGCGGCCAAUGGAUUGGUGAGCGGGGCGGGACUGGAGCUCUCGACUCCGCCUCUCUCGAGCGCCGGCCAGCUUAGCUCGCAAGAGUUACAAGGCUUAUUUAUUAACCAGCACGUCGGUUACACACAGCCUGGAGCGACUGGCGGCCAAAAUUUACAAAUUGUUAAAAGGGAACCGGAGGACUUGAGUCACCACCGUAAAUUAGACUGUAGCUCGCCCAGCUCGGCUAGUUUAGAUGGGUCGAUAAUUGUCAGCAAACAACCCAGACACAAGGUUGUGCUGGUGUCAUCCGGAGCCCAGGCUGGCGAUCUCGUGGUGGAUGUGAAUUCAAUAAAAGACGAGAGCCACCGGGGGCUGAACUCCCCUCAGCACGGCUCUCGCUCGAUUAAUGGCACACCCACCUCAACACACAGCAGCCUUUUAGCGGACGGCUCGACCACAGGGACCGGCCCAAUCGAAUUCAUAUCCACGGAUGGCCUCAAACCAGCGAUGUACACCACGCAGAUAUUCGCCUCGAUGAGCAACUCCGGAAGCGGAACCCCAUCACCGAUUCCGUACACCGAUCAUGUCACCCAGUACACGCAGAGCUCGAUGGGCACCGGCACCGCUGGCUCGGCCAUCUACUCCUCGUCAACCGGAAGGCCCAGCAGCUCUGGGGCAUUCUCAGUGUCCGAUCCGUAUUAUCGCGAGUACUUCACCACGGUGACCUCGGGUGCCGGCACCCCCGAACCAGUUUACUCCACACAGCUCAGACAGGGCGCCCAAUUGGGCUACGGUGAUGAAACGGCUAGUGGUGGUGCGACUGCCAGUUUUGUGGAACGUUAUGUGCGCCAAUCCGCUUAUCACGGAAAGGCCGGAGUUAUCGCCGCCGCCACGGCGGCCGGACUCACUGUUGAUCUACCCAGUCCGGAUAGCGGCAUCGGGGCCGAUGCCAUCACACCACGUGACCAGAACACGUUGCAGCAGUCGUUCGAUUACACGGAACUGUGUCAGACGAACGCCACACUUUUGGAUCCGUUGUCGUUGUCUCAGAGAGGCAGCAGCAACUCAGGAUCGCCCGGAUCUCAGCCCACCAGCAGAAGCCGACCGUGGCACGAUUUCGGACGUCAGAACGACGCCGACAAAAUCCAAAUCCCAAAAAUAUUCUCCCCCGUUGGGUUCAAGUACCACUUGGAGACGCCGAUUUCGACAUCCCAAAGGAGGGAGGACGACAGAAUAACGUACAUCAACAAGGGACAGUUUUAUGGCAUCACCUUAGAAUACAUACCGGAUCCUGAUAAGCAGCUCAAAUCGCAAACUGUAAAGAGCAUCGUCAUGCUGAUGUUCAGAGAGGAGAAGAGCCCGGAGGACGAGAUUAAGGCCUGGCAGUUCUGGCACGGACGACAGCACUCGGUCAAGCAGCGGAUACUAGAUGCGGAUACUAAAAACAGUGUUGGUCUAGUGGGUUGUAUAGAGGAAGUCGCACACAAUGCCAUUGCUGUGUACUGGAACCCAAUGGAAAGCCCUGCCAAGAUAAACAUAGCUGUACAAUGCCUGAGUACAGACUUCAGUAGCCAAAAGGGUGUGAAAGGUCUUCCACUCCACCUCCAAAUCGACACCUACGAAGAUCCCAGAGAUACGAACAUCUUCCACCGAGGUUAUUGCCAAAUUAAAGUGUUCUGUGAUAAGGGCGCUGAACGUAAGACUAGAGACGAAGAAAGGCGAGCAGCCAAAAGGAAAAUGACGGCAACGGGUAGGAAAAAGCUGGACGAACUCUACCACCCGAUGUGCGAAAGAUCCGAAUUCUACAGUAUGAGCGAUCUGAACAAACCACCCGUGCUGUUCUCGCCGGCCGAAGACAUCGACAAGUAUUUUCCCCAGCUGACGUCGAUGGAACUGCAAGGUUUCUACGCACCGCACGACACGGACGGCUCGCUGACAGGUCCCGUCGACCACGUGAAAUCGGGUUCGCAAUUCUUGUUGCACGCGGCCACGAAACCUCCCACGACCCCCACAUUAAAAUUCCACAACCACUUCCCCCCGGAGACCGACAAGAAGGACAACAUUUUGGAGUCGAGCUUGACGACAGACGGUAACGUGUUCUCGCCACCGUUGAAGAGGCCAAAAAUGAUGACCGGAGGACCGGGCAGUGUCGGUCCUCCUCCGUUGAAUGAGAGGGUGAUGUUGUACGUGCGCCAGGAGAACGAGGAGGUUUACACUCCCUUGCACGUGGUGCCACCCAGCACGGCGGGAUUAUUGAAUGCGAUUGAGAAUAAGUACAAAAUAAGCGCUUCCAGUAUUAAUAACUUAUUUAGAAAAAACAAAAAAGGCAUUACGGCCAAAAUUGAUGAUGAUAUGGUUGCGUACUACUGUAACGAGGAUUUGUUUUUGUUGGAGCUGAAGGCAGUCGAUGAGGACUUGUUUGACAUAACUUUUGUGGAGCUAAUGGACCACUGAUUAACUUUUUAUGAAACCGCCAUUGAUAUUAUAUUACGUACUUAUGAAAUAUCAUUUUGUUGUGAUUGUUUUUUUACGAUGUAAUGUUUAAGAGCGCAUUUUAUUAUUGUUUAUAGAUUUUAGAAUGUUUUAUAACUGUCGAAACAUUUUAAUCCAUUUAAGUUAUUGUUAGUGUUUGUUUUUAUUAUUUUUAUGUGAUCACAUGUUAUUUGAAAAAUAUGAGUGUGAUCAUUAACAUUGAAUGUAACUGUAAUAUUAUAAAUUUUUAUAUUUGGUGGCAAUGUUUAUUAUUGUUUUCAGAAAUUGCAUAUUUUUAUUACAUUUAUAUAGUUAAGGUUUACAUCAUUUUAUAUUAUUAUAUAUAAUUAAUUGGUCACCAAUGAUCUCAAAAUUCAAGUGUGUAAAUGAUCUUAACACAUAAAUCAAUAUGUACAGUAUCUGCGGGAAAGGUCAAGGGAAAACUCAUUUUUGUAUAUAGCUUUAGAAUAUAUAUGUUUUGUACAUAGUGACCAGCCAUGACGUAGAGAAAACACCUUAAGUGUUUUGUGAUAAGGAGUACUGAAGAAUUAGACGCAGAGCAAGCAAAUUCACUCAUUGACUCUUUGAAGCCCAUAAAUUAUAUAUUUUAUAUUAAAUAGUUAGCCUCCCGGACUUCGACUAGUUGAUCAUUGUUCUCAGAAUUUUCUUUCAAUUUUUUUUUAUAUGACUCAAUUUCAACGUUGCGAGAAGAACAAGAUUACCAAGCUCGCACAAAAAAAAAAUUUAAUCGUACCUGACUUAUGCUUUAUCAAUAUUUCUUAUUAUUGUUUGUUUGUUUUUUUAAAUUCAAAACGUGGUUUUAACUACUUUUGAGGUACAAUUCUUCAAUCGCAGUGCAGAGUCGGCCUUACUCAGUUUUUGCUCACUCUGUAUUAUAUAUAUAAAACGGAAUUUUUCUUUAUCUGAGGAAAUUCUACGUGGUACUGAUAUUGAGAUUUUGUCUUGUACAUUGUUUUCUUCUCAUAAUUUAUUUUUUGUGCGCAACUAUCAUAGUCGGUUGCGUACAAUUUUUUCAAAUGAUAUUAGAGUAGUUAUGUUAGUUUAAUUAAAAUAGCUCUCUGUAUCCAAACUUUUAGUUUAUAUAUCAAAGAAAAGAUUGUUAUGUAAGUGUACUGUAACCAACGACUUGUCUUCAUUGGUCAUUAUUAUAAUAAUGAUCAUAUGAUGAUAUUAUUCGCAAUAUUAUUUAAGGUUUUUUUAUAAAUGUACGAUUUGAGUUUAUAAAUAAAAUACUAUAUAUUUUAUA